AUGGAGGUCAAGUUAUGGAACGAUAAGCGGGAAAGAGAAAUGUAUGAGAAUUUCGCAGAGCUAUAUGCUAUCAUCAAAGCAACUGAGAAGCUCGAAAAAGCUUAUAUCCGUGAUCUGAUCUCUCCAUCAGAAUACGAAACUGAGUGUCAGAAGCUCAUUGUUCAUUUCAAGACACUAUCUGCUACGCUCAAAGACAUGGUUCCAAACAUCGAAAGAUUUGCUGAUACGUACAAGAUGGAUUGCUCAGCUGCGGUUUAUCGUCUUGUGACUUGCGGUGUUCCAGCUACUGUUGAGCAUCGAGCUGCUGCGAUUGCUUCUACUUCAAGCUCUGCUUCAGUUGUUGCUGAGUGUGUUCAGAAUUUCAUCACUUCCAUGGAUUCGCUGAAACUCAACAUGGUUGCUGUUGAUCAAGUGUAUCCGUUGUUGUCCGAUCUCUCGGCUUCUCUUAAUAAACUAAGCAUUUUGCCACCGGACUUUGAAGGGAAGAUCAAGAUGAAAGAGUGGCUUGGGAGGCUGUCUAAGAUGGGAGCUUCAGAUGAGCUCACUGAACAACAAGCAAGGCAACUUCACUUUGAUCUUGAGUCGUCAUACAACUCUUUCAUGGCUGCUUUGCCUAACGCUGGUAACUAA
Molecule: messenger RNA, 630 nt
Organism: Arabis nemorensis
Lineage: Eukaryota; Viridiplantae; Streptophyta; Magnoliopsida; Brassicales; Brassicaceae
Source: the annotation of a GenBank genome assembly